AAAUAAUUUAAAAAAUCGAAAUAUAAACGACCCAAAAAGACAGAUGGAAACCAUAUUCACUCUCUCUUCUUCAUUAGCCUUUCGUCUCCUUCUUCUCUUCUCUAUCUCUCUUUAGCUUCUCUACGCAAGCUUAUUAUCUCUUUCUCUUAAAGCUUUUUCUAUAUACAAACAGAAGCGUUUGAUACUGUAAAAAAGAUUUAGAAAUGGAGACUCUGAGUCGUUUAUUGGUUUUCAUGUCUCUGUUUUCCGGUUUAGUUUCUGGAUUUGCUCUGCAAAAUCUUCCAAUCACAUCUUUUGAAGAAAGUUACACUCAACUUUUUGGUGACAAGAACUUAUUUGUUCAUCAAGAUGGCAAAUCUGUCCGGUUAACGCUCGAUGAAAGAACCGGUUCCGGUUUUGUUUCAAAUGAUUAUUACUUGCAUGGAUUCUUCAGUGCUUCAAUUAAAUUACCUUCUGAUUAUACAGCUGGAGUUGUUGUUGCCUUUUAUAUGUCUAAUGGAGAUAUGUAUGAGAAGAAUCAUGAUGAGAUAGAUUUUGAGUUUCUUGGUAACAUUAGAGAAAAAGAAUGGAGAGUUCAGACAAACAUUUACGGUAAUGGAAGUACUCAUUCAGGAAGAGAAGAGAGAUAUAAUCUCUGGUUUGAUCCUACUGAAGAUUUUCAUCAAUACAGUAUCCUCUGGUCUGAUUCUCACAUCAUAUUCUUUGUAGACAAUGUUCCUAUUAGAGAGGUCAAACGUACUGCGGAAAUGGGUGGUCACUUUCCAUCAAAGCCGAUGUCUCUCUACACAACAAUAUGGGACGGUUCUAAAUGGGCAACUAACGGUGGAAAGUACGGUGUAAACUACAAAUAUGCGCCUUACAUUGCGCGGUUCUCGGAUCUAGUCCUGCACGGCUGCCCCGUGGACCCUAUCGAGCAGUUUCCGAGGUGCGAUGAAGGCGCGGCUGAGGAUAUGCGUGCGGCGCAAGAGAUUACUCCUUCACAAAGGAGUAAAAUGGAUGUUUUCAGACGGAGACUCAUGACAUAUUCAUAUUGCUAUGAUCGGGCUAGGUACAAUGUUGCUUUAUCGGAGUGUGUGGUGAAUCCCGCUGAGGCUCAAAGGCUUAGGGUUUAUGAUCCGGUCAGAUUUGGCGGCAUUCCGAGGCGCCACCGCAAUGGAAAGCACCGGAGCAAGAGAAGCCGGGUUGAUGGAACCGAGUCGAUAUGAUAACAUAUAUAGGCAAAAUAGUAUGGGUGAGAUUUGGGGGUUCUAUAAUAAGUCCAUUAUUUUGGUUAUUUAUGAUUCAAUGCAUUUUCACAUAUAGAGGAGGCAUUUUUGUCAUUUGUUAGUUGUAUAUCAUUAUAAGAAAAGAAAAAAUAAUUAAUUUAUUUAUUUGUGAUAUUUUUUUUAUAUAUGAUAAAUUGUUUCUUGUUUUUGUGAAUACUUUACAGUUGUUUACGAAUAUUAUCGGUGUAAAUAAUUUCAGAUAUCUUGGAAUUUAUAUUUGUAUUCAAUUUUGUGUACUUUAUGUGACGAGAGUUUUGUCUCGCUUGUACUUGUUUUAUUC
Arabidopsis thaliana (thale cress) is the source of this 1545-nucleotide messenger RNA. RefSeq names its product endoxyloglucan transferase A3 (gene EXGT-A3). Gene Ontology annotation, molecular function: hydrolase activity, hydrolyzing O-glycosyl compounds; xyloglucan:xyloglucosyl transferase activity. The transcript is spliced from 4 exons. The record is from RefSeq and is marked reviewed. NCBI's taxonomy places the organism in Eukaryota, Viridiplantae, Streptophyta, Magnoliopsida, Brassicales, Brassicaceae. Gene Ontology annotation, biological process: cell wall biogenesis; xyloglucan metabolic process; carbohydrate metabolic process. Gene Ontology annotation, cellular component: apoplast. Bases 204 to 1205 code for a protein of 333 amino acids.